Mytilus californianus (California mussel) is the source of this 4935-nucleotide messenger RNA. Its product is annotated as sentrin-specific protease 1-like. Gene Ontology annotation, molecular function: deSUMOylase activity. The coding region runs from base 70 to 2220 and encodes 716 amino acids. The record is from RefSeq and is a predicted model, not a curated record. Gene Ontology annotation, cellular component: nucleus. Gene Ontology annotation, biological process: protein desumoylation. NCBI's taxonomy places the organism in Eukaryota, Metazoa, Mollusca, Bivalvia, Mytilida, Mytilidae. The transcript is spliced from 18 exons.
UGUAACUUCCGUGGCGCAAGUUAUAUUUUCACUGCAUGAACAAAGAUUUUUAAUUACGGUUUGUUGGAAAUGUUUAACUCCUUUACAAACAAAUUCAAAUCUUUCAUCUUUUCACCUCAAGCUGGAAACUCAAGAAAAAGAAAAAGACCAAUAGAUGAGAGUGAUGACACAGACUGUGAAAUAAUUGACGUAAAACGACCAAAGAGUUCAGAGCAAAACCCUCAAUUGGGUUACAACUUUUUUGCUAAGAUGGCUGACUGGGUUAAAAGUAAAUCAACCUGGAGUAGCAUGUUUGAUUUUAAAACAAAAGAACAAAGUAAAAGAAAUGGAAACUUACAUCAGAAUUUCACAAGUGAUGGAGACCUUGAGGUGUCAGGAAAACAUAAUGGUAACAGGAUACCAGUUGCCAAGAGGUCAAAUCAAGGUCAGACAAACUAUGGCAAAAGUCAGAUAAAAGUCAAGGAUGAAAGAAGUGACCAUGCUUCGUCUGAAAUACUUAGUUAUAAUGGUAAUAGUCAGGAAACGGGUGGAAAUUACAGAAGGGAUGGUGAUAUAAUAAAUGGUGAUGGACGAGAAACUCCUCCCGAUGACAUCAUUCAAGGACCAGGCCCAGGUUAUCAACAACAGAUUGGUAGAAAGUCUUAUGCAUCAGUAGUAAAGGGUUCUAUGGAGCCCAACAGCAGUGGUCAAGACAGUAUAAAACAGACCAAUCAUCGACCAGGGAGUGACAAAAGAAAGCAGAGAUCAUUGUUUGAGAAGAAAAAGCCUGAAGUACUUUUCACAGCAACUGAGACUGUACGACUAGAUGAAAAAGAAAGAUACAAGAUGUUGCUUCAACAGUAUACCAGUGUUCCACUUAAAUCCUCACAAACAGAUAAUGAUGUAAACCAAGAUUAUUGGCCAUCAGUAAAUAAAUCAAAAUCACACAGAUCAGAAGAAAGUUUGCUGGGAAACAGAACAAAUCAUUAUGUAACAAAAAUAGACAUUUCAAAAGAUAUUCCUCGUCAUAAAAUGACACCAAAAUACAUCCAACAUCCUCCCGGAUCAUCUAUGUUAGAGAGACACGUCUCCCCGAUAGAAAUGAUAAGAAAGACCUCUCUAAGUAGUAGCACUGUUCAAACUCCUACCUCAUUACCACAGAGACCACUCUUAGAAUCAACAAGACUACCAGAAACAUCCAUGUCAGAACUAUUUACAAAUGAACAAUCUCAAACAGGCAGAAAAACUUCACCUGAAAGAGAAUCAAUGAUAGAAAGAAGUAAAAGAAUUUCAACAGCCAACAAAGAUUACAGAAGUUCUCAGUAUUUAUCGGACAGUUGGGUCUCAGAAAUCAUGUCAAAAUAUUCAUCAUCAGCCAGAGAUAGAACUAGAAAAAUUGCUGAAGCAGAGCUGAAAGCAAAACUAUAUGAGGAAAGGAGAAAAGGUAAAGAUGAUGAUCUUGAGAAAAGGUUACGAAUACAAAUGAGAUUGUACGAGAAAGAGCCAGCAGUGACAGAAGAUUUACCUGUAGAGUUAUCUGAAGAGGAGGAAGAAAAAGAAGAAGUGCUACCUGAAAUAACUCCUGAAAUGGAUGAUGUUAUAAACAAAGCUUUACGAGGUCAACCUGCACAUGAAGUACUAGUAGAGGGGUACAGAAUACAAAUAACACGAGGUGAUAUAGCAACAUUAGCUGGCCUGAAUUGGUUAAAUGAUGAGGUGAUAAACUUUUAUAUGAACAUGUUAAUGGAAAGAGGAGAAAAGGACAAUUAUCCUAAAUGUUAUGCCUUUAAUACAUUUUUUUAUCCAAAAAUAAUGUCUGGUGGACAUUCCACAGUACGGCGAUGGACAAAGAAAGUAGAUAUAUUCAGUUAUGACUACUUGAUAGUUCCUGUACAUUUAGGAAUGCAUUGGUGUUUAUGUAUUGUAGACUUCAAAAAGAAAUGUAUUCAAUAUUACGACUCAAUGGGAGGUCAAAAUGUAAAAUGUUUAAAUGCAGUCAAGCAAUAUUUAUGUGAUGAAUGUAAAGACAAGAAAAAUCAACAGUUUGACCAGACAGGGUGGUCAACAGAAAUAGCUGAGGAUAUACCACAACAAAUGAAUGGUAGUGAUUGUGGAAUGUUUGCAUGUAAAUUUGCAGAUUAUAUAACAAGAGAGGCUAAUAUCACUUUUGAACAGAAACACAUGUCAUAUUUCAGACGAAGAAUGGUGUAUGAAAUUGUGAAGAAAAAUUUACUUCAAUGAUGACCAAUUAAUAGUUCAAAAUAUUUUAUGUGAUGCAAAGACCAUAUCAACAUGAGGUCUCACAAGGUUGAGGCAUUGAAUCGUCAGGAAUCCCCAUAUGAGUGGAAUAUUGCUUGGAUUAUUGUGAUCAAGUACUGGUACAUUUGUUGUGAUUAGCGAUGGAAUAUAGGGUUUUAGAUAAACAGAGAUCAAGUUGGGUCAAUUUUAAAGAAAGACUAGACAAUUUUCAUUUUUAUGCCCCUGCCGUAACGGAGGGGGCAUUAAGUUUAACCCUUGUCUGUCAGUCCGUACGUCCCAAAGUUGGUUUCCAUUCUCUAACUUUAGUUAGCCUCAACCAAAUGUUAUGAAACUCAUACACAAUGCUUAUUACCACAAAAUACAGAUCAAGUUUGAAUUUUGGUGGUGUCACUUUAACCGUUCUAGAGUUAUGCCCUUUUACAAAUGGAAAAAUUUGCUGAAUUUUUCGUUUCCGUUCUCUUACUAAAGUAAGCCUCAACUAAAUGUUAUGAAACUUAUACACAAUGCUUAUUACCACAAAAUACAGAUCAAGUUUGAAUUUUUGGGGUGUCACUUAUAUUGUUCUAGAGUAAUGCCCCUUUACAAAUGGAAAAAUUGCUGAAUUUUUCGCUCCUGUUCUCUAACUUAGGUUUGCCUCAACCAAAUUUAUGAAACUUAUACACAAUACUUAUUUCCAAAAAACUCAGAUCAAGUACAAAUUUGGGUAGGGUCACUUUUACCGUUCUUCAGUUAUGUCCCAUUAUAACUUUUUAUGAUAUGCAAGCGGGAGCAUCAUCUGUGUCCCAUGGACACAUGGACACAUUCCCCAUUUAUUUUUUUUUGGGGGGGGGGGGGGGGGGGGGUGAUGUUGAAGACUUCAUAUUACAUUAAACAAAUUAAAUGAUUUUAAGGACUGUUUUCAUUGAAUAUUAUUUUUGGGAGGAUAUCUCAAAAGGCAUGUGAACUGUCAGAGUAUACAAGUCAUGGUUUCCAAAACAAUCUUAUUUUUCAGACAAGUCUAAAAUUAUAAAUGAGUCUGAUCAAUAAUUGACUGUCUAGAAUAUUACUGGUAUUAAUGGACUUAAGGCUCACUCAUCUUAUAGUACAAAACGAAAUCAUUGUUUAAACAAUUUUUUUUCUGGACUUUUCCCUUAACAUAGGCAUGCUUUACCAAACAAUGUAUGAGAAAUUCCUGUAGAAAGUCUGAAUUAAGAUACCCUAUUAUCAAAUCCAUCUUUAACAUUGUUAAUUAGAUAGUUGGCUACUGAAUUUUUCACAGAACAAUUUCUCUUGGGUGUAAAAUAGAUAUGUCUUUAAAACAAUAAUAAACUAUCUGUAUAUGGUUUCUUUCUAUUCAUUUGAAUAUCACAAAAUUAAUCCCACUGAAGUCCCAGCAUUUAAAUAGAAUGCUUUGUCAGUUAAAAGUACAAAGUAAUCAUUUUCAAGCGUUCCUUUGGAUUUGUGUCCUUGACCUUGUUUGGCUAGAAUUCCAACAGUUGCAAAAGUAAAAUAAACUAAAAAUGGGAUAGAAAAAUGUAUGACUGUCACAACUUUUUAGUGGAAACCCUGUUGCAUGUGCUAAAAUUUCAAUGUUGUCAAGAAAUGUAUUUGAUAUUGAAUCUCAUGACAAGAAAAUUUCUAACUCUGAUAUGGUUAGAUCAGCACCAAAAUCAUUGUAACUGUUAUUUGUACAUAAUAGUCUUAUUAUUAAUAUGUACAAGGUAUAUGUGAGGUCCUUACUUGUUGAUGAUUGUUAAGUUUAUAUGAAAAUAUCAAUUAUAGUUUGAAGUACUUGUAUCUAUUUACUUGUAUGUGUAUAAUUUACAAAAAAAGGUACAAAUAUAUCAGCAUGGUCAUGAUUUUGUUGCAGAAAGACUAAUUGAUAGGAUUCUAUUCAACAAUCUGUUCCUGGUGAAGAAAUUUUUAAUUCUAAAGAAAGAUAAAUCAUAAGAAGUUCAAUGUGCUAUGAUCUGUGUCUGUUGAAGACAUUUUUUUAAGGAGGCAAAAUAGUGGUUAGCAAUGAGCUAUGAUCUGUAGCAGUUAAUUUUACAGAUACAAAAUGUAGUUACUGAUGCAAUACAAUUUCCUAUGAAUUGUUUCUACAAGUGCUAAAAAUUUACUAGUCAUCAAUAAAUGAAUUUGUUUGUAUUUUUUCUGUUCCAGUUGAUUAAAGGUGAGAUCUGUAGAAGAUUGAUGUCUAUAGAAUACUGCAUGAUGGGUGCAGGAUAAGGAAUAGAGCUUUAUUAAAUCACACUAAUUUAAUUCUUUCUUUAGAUUUACUUCAAGGCAAAAUGAGAGAUUUAGCUUUUAUCGUUUUCUUUUUUCCUUAAAUCCUUUCAAAGAACAGCAUACUGAAUGUGAUUUAUAAUUCUGUAAUACUUAUAGGUUUCUCCUUAAAAUUCAGACAAUAUUGUUAAAUUUCUUAAUAAACAAAAAUGGGUUUCAUGUUUCAAUUCCAUUAAUUUUGUCAAAAUAGUGAAAUAUUGACCAGAAUUUUAAGAAAUAAGAAAAUUGAAAUGUCUGUUAUCCAAAGUUUUUAAUGUAGACACAUUGAACUGAAAGCUCAGUAAGCAUGUCUUAAUUAUUGAUGUACAUACCCUAUCUGUAAAACUGUUGAGAACAUUGUAAAUAUGUAUAUAAUUUAUGCAUAGAUUAUCCACAGUAUAUCUGCUGUAGGUUGUAAAUUUAUGUGAUAAUAAUAAAAGGUAUGAAACAAAG